AUGUUCCGGAUAAAUUGCACACAAAUGAAGCCCCGGUGGAGAAUUCUCCACUAUCCGCCUAUAGUGAACGCAAACUUAAGGCUCUGCGAAUUGCUAAUUCUCAAUGUUUUGUGGACCGCGGCUUUGAGGCUCGAAUCUAUUUCCGGUAGUAGGCCCAAGCCGGAUCCAAAGAGGAAAUUUCAGCUCGGAUUAGACCUCCAACUAGACUCCGAUGGAGAUUCGGUGGCUCGCCAAUGUGAGCUCGAGCUCAAAUUACCAACACAAGUGGCCUUGGGAGACCGGGGCAAUCCGAGCAAUUCCAGCUCAUGUGAGAAGCUCCUUCGACCUCUCUUGGCUCGGGUUGGUGGGCAUUAUAGUGCCCACCUAAUGCUUGCUCGGAGUUUUAAGCAAGUCCCGGCAACGUUAAUGCUCGUCAAUCGAGCAUAUGCAUUGGUGCCUAUGCACAAGAACAAAAACUAUGAUUAA
Messenger RNA from Dovyalis caffra, 465 nucleotides. The record is from the annotation of a GenBank genome assembly. Lineage: Eukaryota; Viridiplantae; Streptophyta; Magnoliopsida; Malpighiales; Salicaceae.